CGUAGUGGUGGAUCUGGAGGCGGUGGCACUAGCGGCCUCAGGCAAGAGGAGGGGACAAAGGGGGGGCAUUAUUGCCUACCCACCUUGACUGAGGAACCAAAAACACUUAGUGUUCAUAUUUUCCCACCCCCCUCCAGUGAUCAUCAUCACAACAAACACGUCCUUUUCAAUCCCUAAUUCAUCACUAGAUUACCAUCUCCUAUCCACCAUGUCUGACGUCGCGGAGACCAAGCCUGACCCCACCACCAGCGCUCCUGAGGCUGAGAAGCCCGAGGAGACUACCACCGCUGCCCCCGCCAACGAUGAGGCACCCAAGGCCGAGGAGGAGAAGCCUGUGACCGAGGCAGCUCCUGCUGCUGAUGCCGCCCCCAAGACAACUGACAGCGUCUUCUCCAUGUUCGGCGGAGGCCCUAAGAAAGAAAAGAAGGAGGAGCCUGAAGAGCCUCAGGAUGAGCCCUCUGGAUCUUCCAAGGCACAGAAGAAGGAGGGUGAAGAGGAGGAGGCUCCCGAGUCUCCCGAAGUUCACUUUGAGCCCGUCAUCCACCUGACCGAGACUGUUGAGACCAAGACCAACGAAGAGCUCGAGGAGCAGACCUUCAAGAUGCGUGCUAAGCUGUUCCGAUUCGACCGCGAUACCAAGGAGUGGAAGGAGCGUGGUACUGGUGAUGUGAGACUGUUGAAGCACAAGGAGAACCAGAAGACCCGACUAGUGAUGCGCCGCGACAAGACCCUGAAGGUCUGCGCAAACCACUACAUUGUCCCCGAUAUGAAGUUGAGCCCCAACGUUGGCAGUGACCGCAGCUGGGUCUGGAACGCCACCGCCGAUGUCAGCGAGGGUGAGCCAGAGGCCGCUACUUUGGCCAUUCGCUUUGCCAACAGCGAGAACGCCAACCUCUUCAAGGAGUCCUUCGAGAAGGCUCAGCAGGAGAACGAGAAGAUCUUCGCUCAGGCUUAGAGAGUUGCGAUUGAACUCUCUUUAUGACGCCCAUCGAGUGCAGGUUUCCUAAUCAUGGUUGUCUCUAUCAUAACGAGUUUUUUAUCUAUGGCUCAGGAAUAAAUCACCUUCGACCCAAUUCCCCUCAACAAGCACACAAACUACACUCUUCAUUUCACUCCCCCC
Molecule: messenger RNA, 1120 nt
Organism: Aspergillus wentii DTO 134E9
Lineage: Eukaryota; Fungi; Ascomycota; Eurotiomycetes; Eurotiales; Aspergillaceae
Product: Ran GTPase-binding protein YRB1
Exons: 5
Coding region: 209-955 (248 amino acids)
Biological process (GO): nucleocytoplasmic transport
Cellular component (GO): nuclear pore; cytoplasm
Molecular function (GO): GTPase activator activity
Source: RefSeq, a predicted model, not a curated record